Klebsormidium nitens is the source of this 1668-nucleotide messenger RNA. The record is from the annotation of a GenBank genome assembly. Lineage: Eukaryota; Viridiplantae; Streptophyta; Klebsormidiophyceae; Klebsormidiales; Klebsormidiaceae.
AGAUUUUCACGGCAUCUCUCUCCAGAAGUUGAACAGCGCUAGCGAUAGAGGGGGCGUACGUGGGGGUCAACACGCCAAGAGGGCGCACGUUUGGAGAGAUACUUAGGGCUGAUAUCAACCCUGGUUGGAUUAACAUAGUGCGUCCCUGUUGUGCCGGGUCACUUUUUGCUAAUUCUUCUUUGGCGCUCGAAGUUUGGGAACACAGCAGAGGGGAGCUUUCUUUCUGCUCAGAAAGAAAGUUUUUCCAUCCCUUGACCUUCUCAGAUUAGACAGAUCAGAGGGGAGUGGUAUUUGUGGAAGAUGGCUUGUCAGGCUCUGACAUCCCCUGCGAUACACGGCAGCUUUAACACAGCGGCUUUGCGAACCUCAGCAGCCGGUCCAUCAAGUCGAAACAGCCUCCCUUUCCAUCCUCUUCAGCAUCCACAUCCAUUUUUGGCAUCGCGCCAGUCUUUCAAAAAGGUACGGCAACAUAGACGUGCAAGGAUAGUGUGCUCUGCUGCACAAGGCAGCAAUGGGGAGGGUGGUGAUGAGGUUAUCACCAGGUUCACCGAAGAUCUGAAGCAGAAGGCGGCAGAGUUUGCUGAGUCAGCGAAGAUGAAAGCAGCAGAACUUGCUGAAGACACGCAGGCCAAGGCUGCCGAUCUCGCGGAAGAGGCAAAGCGCCGGUAUGCCCAGUUUGAAAUUGAGAACGACCCCCAGGGCAAGGCCCAGGAGGCGUGGCGCCAGGGCAAGGUCAAGGCUGCAGAGAUUGGGGACGAUCUGCGGCGCACCGCUAGCCGCAUCGACCGGGAUUACAAGGUGACUGACAAGGUGAAGGAGAUCAAGGAGACGGUGCAGGAGAAGGCGGACGAGGUCGACCAAAAGUAUUCAGUACGGCAGAAGGCGACCACCGCCUGGGAGAGUGCGCAGAGGAACUGGCCCACGUUCCAGCGGCGAGUUAGCGAGUGGUUGGAGACGCCAAUUGGGAGAACAGCAUCGUGGAUCGCGGUGGCGUACCUGAUUCUGUCUGGCUGGAUCUUCUCCAUUCUGAGCUGGCUCACCUUCGUCAGCUUUUGGGUGCUCCCCUUCCUAGGCCCCAUGAUUCUCAGAUCGUUGCGCGGUAACGUCGUUCAGGGUCAGUGCCCUGUUUGCAAGACACCGUUUGCGGGGCCUCGGAGCUCGGCUCUCUCGUGCAGGAGAUGCGGUGGCAUCGUAUGGCAGCCCCGUAAAGACUAUUCAAGAGCGGACAGCAAACCAGUGACUAUCAUCGAUAUCGAGCCAGAGUAAGGGUCUGGUUUAUUGGAGCAACGGGUAUCAGGUCUGCUAGCUUCAUGCAGUCGCUAGUCAGCGUUACGGAGCUUGUUCGUUUGGCUCGUGGUAUCAUUAGUAUAUCAGUCAAGUUGUACAUCUGUAGGGGUACUAUGGAGAGCUUGCAAGGCGUUCUGAUGCACAGCCUGCAGCCUCAGGCAGCAGUUGCGGCAGAAGAAAGCGGUAUGUCAAGGGGAAGUAGAGGCGGAUGAGCUCUUAAGCCGCCCGAGAUAGGUCGACCUGUUGAAUUCUCGGUUACGAGGUUACUGCUCAUAUUUCAACUGAGACUUACAACGGAUUACUUACUCGUGUAUGAUAUUGUGCACCAUCCGUGUCUCUCUUGGUAGAGGCAGUGAUCUUGAUUGGAGUAUUUGCACCGCA